Aphidius gifuensis is the source of this 2865-nucleotide messenger RNA. It is a transcript of the gene Stt3A, whose product is annotated as dolichyl-diphosphooligosaccharide--protein glycosyltransferase subunit STT3A. The coding region runs from base 308 to 2443 and encodes 711 amino acids. Gene Ontology annotation, molecular function: dolichyl-diphosphooligosaccharide-protein glycotransferase activity. Gene Ontology annotation, cellular component: membrane. Gene Ontology annotation, biological process: post-translational protein modification. The transcript is spliced from 4 exons. The record is from RefSeq and is a predicted model, not a curated record. Lineage: Eukaryota; Metazoa; Arthropoda; Insecta; Hymenoptera; Braconidae.
AUUUGAAAUAAAAUUAUUUUGCAAUUGGCAUAAUUUAUUUUCAAUCAUUUUAAAUAAACAGGAAAUAGCUCAAUUAUUUGUCGAUAACUUACCGACAAAGGAAUAAAUACCCAAAAAAAAAAGAUAGAAAAUGCCACGCUUCAUUGUUCCAUCAAAAAAAUCAUUUAUUUAUUAUUAAAAAAAAACACAAUUAUAAUUUAUAUAUGUAUAAAUAACACUGGUUAUAUUGUUUAAUGUUCAAUUUUGUUAUUAUUAAAUAAAAUCAACUAUAAAGGUGGAUUACAAUAAUUAAAGUAAUAAGGAAAAAAUGGUUUCCUUAAUAAAAGUCAAGGGUCUUCAAAUGUCUUCCCAAAAACAGGAGACACUUUUAAAAUUGACAGUUUUAUCAUUAGCAGCUGUUUUAUCAUUUGCAACAAGAUUAUUUUCAGUAUUACGUUAUGAAAGUGUAAUACAUGAAUUUGAUCCAUACUUUAAUUAUAGAACAACAAAAUUUUUAACUGAACAAGGUUUUUAUAAUUUUCAUAAUUGGUUUGAUGAUAGAGUAUGGUAUCCACUUGGUCGUAUUAUUGGUGGUACAAUAUAUCCUGGUUUAAUGAUAACAUCAGCAACAUUAUACAGUUUAUUACAAACAUUAAACAUUCCAAUAGACAUACGUAAUGUUUGUGUUUUUUUAGCACCAUUAUUUUCAAGUUUUACAACAAUUGUAACAUAUUUAUUAACAAAAGAACUUAAAGAUUCAGCAUCUGGUUUAUUUGCUGCAUCAAUGAUAUCAAUUGUACCUGGUUAUAUAUCACGUUCAGUUGCUGGUUCAUAUGACAAUGAAGGAAUUGCAAUAUUUUGUAUGUUAUUUACAUAUUACAUGUGGAUUAAAGCUGUUAAAAGUGGUACAAUAUUAUGGUCAACAUGUGCUGCACUUGCAUAUUUUUAUAUGGUAUCAUCAUGGGGUGGUUAUGUAUUUUUAAUUAAUUUAAUACCACUUCAUGUACUAACAUUAAUGGUUACCGGUAGAUUUUCACAUAGAAUAUAUAUUGCAUAUAGUAUAUUAUAUUGUAUUGGUACAGCAUUAUCAAUGCAAAUAUCAUUUGUUGGUUUUCAACCAGUACAAAGUUCAGAACACAUGUUGGCAUUUGGUGUAUUUGGAUUAUGUCAAAUUCAUAGUAUUGUUGAUUAUUUACGUAGUAAAUUAACACAAAAUGAUUUUGAUAUAUUAUUUAAAGCACUUGUUAUUAUUAUGUUAACAUUAUCUGGUAUUGUUGGUUGUAUAUUAACAAUAACUGGUAAAAUAUCACCAUGGACUGGACGUUUUUAUUCAUUACUUGAUCCAUCAUAUGCUAAAAAUCAUAUACCAAUAAUAGCAUCAGUAUCAGAACAUCAACCAACAUCAUGGAGUUCAUUUUAUUUUGAUUUACAAAUAUUAGUAUUUUUAUUUCCUGUUGGUUUAUAUAUUUGUUUUUCAAAAUUAACUGAUUCAAAUAUAUUUUUAAUUUUAUAUGGUGUUACAAGUUUAUAUUUUGCUGGUGUUAUGGUACGUUUAAUGCUUGUACUAGCACCAGUUAUGUGUAUACUUGGUGGUAUUGGUGUAUCAUCAUUGCUAUUAAUAUACAUGAAACAAAUUAGCAAUCAUAAUAACAUUAAUAACAAGUCAAUUGAUAAAAAAAGUUUACGUAAAUUUGAUAAUAAUUAUGUUAUGAAAAAUGAAUUUGCAAUGUUAUUUGUUGCAAUAAUGUGUAUAUUAUUUUUUUCAUAUACAUUACAUUGUACAUGGGUUACUGCUGAGGCAUAUAGUUCACCAAGUAUUGUAUUAUCAGCAAGAUCACCAGAUGGUGGACGUAUGAUAUUUGAUGAUUUUAGAGAAGCAUAUUAUUGGCUACGUAUGAAUACACCUGAAGAUUCAAAAAUAAUGUCUUGGUGGGAUUAUGGUUAUCAAAUUACUGAAAUGGCUAAUAGAACAAUACUUGUUGAUAAUAAUACAUGGAAUAAUACACAUAUAUCACGUGUUGGACAAGCUAUGGCUAGUUCAGAAGAUAAAGCAUAUGAAAUAAUGCGUGAAUUAGAUGUUAAUUAUGUGUUGGUUAUAUUUGGUGGUCUUACUGGUUAUUCAUCUGAUGAUAUUAAUAAAUUUUUAUGGAUGGUUAGAAUUGGUGGUAGUACUGAAGAAGGAAAAACAAUUACUGAAUAUGAUUAUUAUAAUCCAUCUGGUGAAUUUAGAGUUGAUAAAGAUGGAUCAUCAACUUUAUUAAAUUGUCUUAUGUAUAAAUUGUGUUAUUAUAAAUUUGGACAAGUUUUUACUGAAGGAGGAAAACCAUCUGGUUAUGAUCGUGUUAGAAAUAUGGAAAUUGGACAUAAAGAUUUCGAAUUGGAUACUCUUGAAGAAGCCUAUACAACUGAACACUGGCUUGUCAGAAUUUACAAAGUUAAAGAUUUAAAAAAUCGAGGAAAUUAAGAGAGAUUUUUCAAUAUUUAUAAUCUCAACUGGUGAAUAUUAUUUUGGCCAAGUGCAUUUCUAAAAUUUUUUUACAAACAUUACUCAGUCAUAAUUAUUCACUAUUUACUACUUAAUCAAUUCCUUAAUUCAAUGGUAGUACAAAGUACUAAAUAACAUUGCAAUUAUAAUAAUAAUAAUAAUAUUUUUUAUCAUAAAAAUAAAAAAAAUUUAAUUACUUUUUUCGAUGACGCACAAUUGAAACGUGAUUAAUUAAUGUGUUCGAUUUAACUGAUAAAACGGAGAAUUUAAUUUAAAAAAAAAAAACAAAACAAUAUUAAUAAUAAUGAUAAUAAUAAUACGUAUUUUGAUUUUAUAUUUUUGAAAAUAUGAUUUUUCUUGUAAAAAAAAAAAAAAAAAAGAAAAUAAUAAAAAAAAAACAA